AGAGGAAUGGCGGAUCGAGUUUCCAAGAGUCUUCUUGGAAACUACACCAGACGCGCUAAACCAGAUUUGACGCCUAUUUCUUUGUCUUAGACCUCUACCUUCCAGUAUUCAACCUUAAUUUGAUUUCUGUCUGCGAUUCAGAAUUUUUUGCAAUUUAGAAGAACUUUUGUUUAGAGAAAAGGGGGGUAAAAAUGGGGACGGCUGUUAUGCAGGCGCAGGAUUGUCUGAGUCCUUAUGAGGGCUUAACGGGGGCUGUUUAUCGGGCCCCUGCGAAACCGAAAUCUAAGUCUCCAAGCAGGAAAAAAUCACAGCAGGAGAAGAAACGGCCAUUAAAGUCAGAGGUUUGGAAAAGAUCUGUCAAGAGCCAGAAUUGUCAGCCAGAGAAGGAGAAAUCCAACGUGAAGGAGCAGGGUAAGAAUAAUAUGGUGAUGGAGCAAGUCACGAUCUUGAAGAGGGGAGAGACAGUCGGUCAUGCGAUUAGCCCUCCCAAAGCUGAAUUUGCAGCUGCAGGGUUCGAACCUGCGACCUUUAUAAAAAUGUCAAAUUCAAAGCCGAGGACAGAGAAAUGGGCCGGCCCUGCGUUUGCCAAUUCUCCGUCGCCGAGUUGCUUGCCGUUGCCAAAAUUUUCCUUCAACAAGAUGGCGGCUCCUGCAGAGGAAAAGGUUUUAACUGAAGAAGAUUUGGUGCGGAUUUCUGCUACGAGGGAUCUGAGGCGCUUGUUAGGCCUGGUCUGACUGAUCUUUUGGCUGUUUUACCAGAAAUGGUUAAAUGUAUUAUCUGAAUUGAAUUUAGUGCCAUGAUUGUCCCAAAUUUUAAUAGGGAAGAACAAUCUAGGAACUGACAUCAAUUUGUAGCAUAGUGAUUUCAAUCAAAUUGAGGUCUCAGUCGAGGGAGGGUUUAAAUUGGUCUGGGCGAGGUUCUCAGCCAAUAUUUUUAUCUGUGCAAUUAAGCUUUGCAGGUGACGAGAUCUGGUUGAGUUGAGGCCUAUUUUCUGUUAUACUCUGCUUAAUGUAUUGAAGAUAUUAAUAAGGGGUAAUGUAGCUUGUCCGCCAUUAAAGCUAGGUAAGAUGAGUCGAUGAACAAGUUAAAGUUUUGUUUAUUGCAAGUUGUAGGAAGGAAGUAACUGUCACUUGACAUGGUAGCCGCUGUCAAUGGUGUUGUUAUAAUUUAUCUCGCCAUGAAAGCUGUCCACGGAUUGGAUUAUAUUCUUCAGACUUGAUAUGUAUCAGUAAAAUGUUGUAGUCUUCUAUUUGUCCAGGACUUGUAACGAGGGGUAUAAUCUUAUUGUCUUUUAUCUUCUGAAAAUAGUAAAUGGUGGGGGCGGGACUCGAUCCUUCGU
Molecule: messenger RNA, 1339 nt
Organism: Cryptomeria japonica (Japanese cedar)
Lineage: Eukaryota; Viridiplantae; Streptophyta; Pinopsida; Cupressales; Cupressaceae
Exons: 1
Coding region: 192-734 (180 amino acids)
Source: RefSeq, a predicted model, not a curated record